AUGGUCUACAAAUUCAAGAUGAAUGAGGUAGAUUUCUGGAAUAAAUACUUCAAAGCUGAGUAUCUUCAUAGCACCAAAAAUGCUGUUGCAGCAGCUGCUGAGGCUGCUGAAGACGAGGAUCUUGCUGUCUUUUUGAAAGAUGAUGAGAUAUUAGAAAUCGAAGCUCGAAAGAAGGUUCGACGUGUUGAUCCAACUUUAGACAUGGAAGCAGACCAAGGAGAUGAUUACACACAUCUUCCUGAUCAUGGAAUCUUCCGAGACGGCUGCAAGGAAAUAUCUGAAGCCCAAAAUUCUCUGUAUAAGAGAACAUUGUUGCAAGAUCUUAAUAGACAAGGUGCAGUUGUUCUUGAAGGGAAAACUUCAGAUAUGGAGAUGGAACACCCAAAAACAGCAGCUGAAGUUCUUGCUCGAAGAAAACAGGAAUCUGAUGGGGUUGUGGACAUCGAUGAGGAGAGACGAAACAGAAUUUCUAAAAUGACCCCAAUUGAAGAUCUUCAGGCACAAGAUGAUCAUCCUUAUGCACCACUCUGUAUCAAGGAUCCUCGUGACUAUUUUGAUUCCCAACAAGCUAAUGCAGUAAAAACGUUGGAUGAUUCCCAACCUGGAAUGCAGCAAAUGAUAUGUAGUUUGGGUUCUGAGGAAGCCUAUGCCUCUUUGAGGGCAUCGAUAUCUAAAAUCCAAGCUACUGGAUUAAGGGAUCCUUUCUUUAGUCCUGAGGUUGCUCUUAAGGUCCUUCACGGAUUGACUAAAAAUAUCUCAAGCACCAAAUAUCAUCUUGGGAAAACUUCUCAAGAGAGUGUCCUUGAUAUAUUGCCCAAUACAAUCAAGGAAAAACUACUAGAUCACUGGGUGUGCAGUCAGGAAUUGCUGAGGCACUUUUGGUCUUCAUAUCCAGUUACAACACAAAACCUUGUUAAUAAGACAAGAAGACUGAAAGAUUCCAUAUCACAAAUAUAUUCUAAACUCGAGGAAAUAAAGGUAUCUGCAAAGUCAGACUUGCGGCACCAGGUUUCCCUUGUUGUCCAUCCUAUGCAGCAGUUUGACAUGUUACUUGGCAUCCAUUUGGUGGUGGCAUAUAAUGUGACAUGUUUAGAUGCAUGGCACGUGUUUCGCACACCGACUGAUGUUCUUGUUCAGUUCAAUUUAGCUCUGGAUGCUGCCUUGCUACAUUACGAGGCUGACACUAGGAAAAGAAAUGCAAGAGGAUCAAAGUCUAAUGGUUAUGUUUAG
Sphenostylis stenocarpa is the source of this 1230-nucleotide messenger RNA. The record is from the annotation of a GenBank genome assembly. NCBI's taxonomy places the organism in Eukaryota, Viridiplantae, Streptophyta, Magnoliopsida, Fabales, Fabaceae.